Messenger RNA from Castor canadensis (American beaver), 554 nucleotides. NCBI's taxonomy places the organism in Eukaryota, Metazoa, Chordata, Mammalia, Rodentia, Castoridae. The record is from RefSeq and is a predicted model, not a curated record.
ACAGAUUUACAGGAGCUUCAGGCCUCAAUGGAGCAGUUGCUUAGGGAACAACCUGGUGAAGAAUACAGCGAGGAGGAAGAGUCCGUCUUAAAGAACAGUGAUGUAGAGCAGACUGCAAAUGGGACAGAUGUGGCAGAUGAGGAAGACAAUCCGAGCAGUGAGAGCGCACUAAAUGAGGAAUGGCACUCAGAUAACAGUGAUGGUGAGAAUACUAGCGAAUGUGACUAUGAUAGUGUCUUUAAUCAUUUAGAGGAACUAAGACUUCACCUGGAGCAAGAAAUGGGCUUUGAAAAGUUCUUUGAGGUUUAUGAAAAAGUAAAGGCUAUUCAUGAAGAUGAAGAUGAAAAUAUUGAGAUUUGUUCAACAAUAGUUCAGAAUAUUUUAGGAAGUGAACAUCAGCAUCUUUAUGCCAAGAUUCUUCAUUUAGUCAUGGCAGAUGGUGCCUAUCAAGAAGAUAAUGAUGAAUAAUCCUCAGGACAUUCUUUAAUUCUCAACCAUAUGAAAGUAUUUGAAUUUGGCUUAUAAAGAAUAACAAGCUUCAGUGGGAAAUUUAG